ACUGGUGGUCUAUCCAUCAUCAGGUGAGUAUCAUUUUAAUACCACACACUCUUCAUUUUUAUACCAUGAAUUAUAUUCAAGUUCUAGGCUACUGCUUCUAGGCUACUGCAUGUGUUCACAGAGGUUCUACUGAUGCCCACUCUGACUGUGGAGCCUUCAGGAUGACAGUUGUACACUGAGGACACAGUCACCUUGGCAUGUCAGUUACCUGGCCACUCUGGGCUGGGCUGGCAGUUCUACUGGCACAAAGACAGGUGUGACCUCUGGCUCCCUCUUUAUGUUGCUUCUCUGAUCGUGUAUAUUGGAUGUCGGGAGGUGUGAUAGAUUUCAGUUCAAUCUUAUAGAAUGUGGGUGUUAGGCUACUUGUUGUAUCCAUCACUCCCUGAGUGAUGAUAGUAAAACAUGGCACUGAAUAACUGUGUACAGGAACUGGAAUGUACUAACAAGUGGAACGAACUAAUGCUCAUAACACUAUAUUAGGCAGGACACUGGCCCUGUGGAGCAGAUGUGGGGCAGAGUUGGAGGUGGGGCGGUCUACCAACUGUGGCGUGCCUCUGUCACACACACAGGCCAGUACUGGUGCAGAGCAGGGAGAGGACAGCCAGUCUUCUACAUCCAAUACAGCCAGGCAGUCUCUGUUAAUGUCAUUGAGCUCUUCACAUCAGUGACUUUGUCAGCAUCUCCUUCGACCGUGGUCAAAGAGGGCGGGGCUUUCAACCUCACCUGUGAGGCCCAGCUUAGCAACUGCAAACUGAGCCAACAUCAUGGUAACCACAGUCUACAUAGUCACCCUGAUCCUGACUGUAACUGGACCACAGUGAUUGUAACAUUCUCCUUCCUGAGGGACGGCUGGCCAGUGGCCAGGGACUCUGUCAGUGGGAUGUACAGCGUAGCGAAGGCUUCUAGCUGUCACAUGGGGACCUACAGCUGUGUGGCCAGAGCAGGCAGGGCCAGGAGGAGCAGCCAGGAAAUCAGCAUCACACUAGACAACCUGUCUCUGAUACUGGUCACCUGCUUUGGCACCUUCCUGAUCCUCUCCGUGGCUCCAUUGGCAUUUUUUGUGAGACUAUACGCGAUGAGAUUGUGGCAGCUCAGAGGCAGAGGACAAGGAGAAUUGCAGUGCAAUGAGUGCAGUACAAUACAGGGACCAAAAUGAGAGGGAGGACCGGUGAGACGUGCUGUGAGAACUCAUGUAGCACACAUGGCACACAUUAGUGCACAGGUGUAGGAUCUUAAUUUGAUCACCCUGUUGCAUGUUUUUUACUCAAAAGAUUAAAACAGAUGUUUUAUUGUAAUCUUGCAGAUGUAUCUGGACCCAGCUGACUUGAGAAACUUUCUAUCAUUUAUUACAAAAUUGGAGUGUAGAAUAAUAAACUUAUCAUUAUUUGGAGAA
Messenger RNA from Salvelinus namaycush (lake trout), 1393 nucleotides. RefSeq names its product Fc receptor-like A. Bases 506 to 1156 code for a protein of 216 amino acids. Gene Ontology annotation, biological process: cell surface receptor signaling pathway. Gene Ontology annotation, molecular function: transmembrane signaling receptor activity. The record is from RefSeq and is a predicted model, not a curated record. The transcript is spliced from 4 exons. Lineage: Eukaryota; Metazoa; Chordata; Actinopteri; Salmoniformes; Salmonidae.